Messenger RNA from Lithohypha guttulata, 1227 nucleotides. RefSeq lists its product as uncharacterized. NCBI's taxonomy places the organism in Eukaryota, Fungi, Ascomycota, Eurotiomycetes, Chaetothyriales, Trichomeriaceae. Bases 1 to 1227 code for a protein of 408 amino acids. The transcript has 2 exons. The record is from RefSeq and is a predicted model, not a curated record.
AUGAGCUCUCGCCUCCCCAGCAACGCCCAGAUGCUUCCCGGUAGCUCUGUCUGGCCUCUUGCGGCUUUUCGAGGGAAAGAGUCCAGUGCUGUGCACACAAGACAAUUGCGUUCUUUGUCCCGAUCUCCUUCUCAAUCACCUCCACCACCCUCUGAGUCUUCAGCUGCACAAAGUCGCGCGAGUAGCAGAGCGCGAACUGAUGGCUCUGAUCUGUAUCGUCGUUCAAAAAAGGUGGAAGCUGAGUAUAUAGCUCUGAUGGUGAGAAAGAACAAGUUGAGAUUCAAUGGCAGAACUGAAGAGAGCAACCUCAUCCAGAGUGCGGUGAACGUGGGCAUCGUCCUAGCUUGGACAGUAGAAGACGUGAUAGACGUGGUAAGACAAGUGGGAGAAGCCAUCGAACAGUUGAGGAUGGGCCAUAUAUCAGAAAGAUAUGUUAGGAUGACGGAGAUGGCGAAUGUCAUUGCCGAGGAGGAAAUUCUGAACACCGAUAUCAUACGGGCGGAUUUCGCAUGGAUGAUGAAACUCAGAACGACUUUCGGGCUCCGUGAUAAAAAGGCAACGAAGAAUCGCUCUGGAGGACAAGUCAGAGACGAGAAUACACUGGAUAUCCACCAAGAUGGCGAUGCCGCUGCUUGGAGCUUCCACGCUCCAUUCCUGCUCAUGAAGAUUCAAGCUGCACUGGAAAUCGCAUUUUCAGAGGUAUGGGAAAAGGCGAGUGCGAUUUCGACCACGCCCCGCGACAUUCGCCAGAACCUUGAUUGGAGCGGCUUUUACGUCAAAGCUCCUUACCUCCUUCGAAUACCCAACCGAGAAUGUGGUGCAGCUCUUGAAUUUUACCUGCAGAAUUCACAUACUGGAAUCUUGCGGUUUCCACCAGAAGAGAACGACAAACCGAUAGAGAGGAUCAUGCCUGGAAUCGAGCGACCACUCACGCAGGUCGAAAAGGCUGACAUACUAAGAAAAGUGUCAGCUGAUAUACAACCGAUUGGCAAAGGAAGGGAGAUGAUCAAGAUAGUGUUGGAUGUUCUCGGAGAUCCUCGACACGCGAACGAGGGGAACGAUGAUACGCCACGGAACUAUGACCUUAUGAUUCGAGCUCAAGUUGAGCUGCGAGACGAGGCGUUUCUGUUGCUAGCAUUCAUGUAUCGGAAUGCUGAUGAGCUCCAUGGAGAAGACGAGGUUGAAGAAGAGAGCAUGGUGGAGGAUAAGAUGGACACAGGAGCGUAG